Molecule: messenger RNA, 1852 nt
Organism: Rhododendron vialii
Lineage: Eukaryota; Viridiplantae; Streptophyta; Magnoliopsida; Ericales; Ericaceae
Product: serine/threonine-protein kinase D6PKL2
Exons: 2
Coding region: 72-1436 (454 amino acids)
Biological process (GO): protein phosphorylation
Cellular component (GO): plasma membrane; cytoplasm; nucleus
Molecular function (GO): protein serine/threonine kinase activity; ATP binding
Source: RefSeq, a predicted model, not a curated record
AGCACACAAUCCCUCUCUCUCUCUCUCUCUCUCUCUCUCUCUCUCUCUCUACGAGCCAUUUUCUCCAGCCAAUGGAGCCAUGGCUGGACGACCUCGCCGACGACUUACAGAGCCUGAGCUUCAACUCAUCCACCUCAACAGCAACCACCACCAACGACAUCAAACGCUGCACCUCCUCCGGCUCCGAGACCACCUGGACCGCCUCCUCCUCAUCCUCCACCACCACCAAGGCCCACACUCCCUCCGGCGAUCCCUGCUGGGACGCCAUCCGCCGCGCCAGAUCCCAGUCCCCCUCCUCCGUCCACCUCUCCCUCACCGACGUCCGCUUCCUCCACCGCCUCGGCGCCGGCGACAUCGGCUCCGUCUACCUCGCGGAGCUCAAGUGCGCCCCCGGCGCCGACGCGGUCUUCGCCGCCAAGGUCAUGGACAAGAGGGAGCUCGCCGGCCGUAACAAGGAAGGGCGGGCGACGACGGAGAGGGAGAUACUCGAAAUGCUGGACCACCCGUUUCUGCCCACGCUCUACGCCAACUUGGAGUCCCCCAAGUGGUCGUGCCUGUUGACGGAGUUCUGCCCCGGCGGCGACCUCCACGUCCUCCGCCAGCGCCAGCCCUGUAAACGGUUCCCGGAAUCCGCCGUCAGGUUUUACGCAUCAGAGGUGGUGGUAGCUCUAGAAUAUGUCCACAUGAUGGGAAUUGUUUAUCGUGAUCUCAAGCCCGAAAACGUCUUGGUCCGAUCCGACGGUCACAUCAUGCUCACCGACUUUGACCUAUCGUUGAAAUGCGAUUCUUCCACAUCCGCGGCUCAGAUCGUCUCCGCCCAAAAUUCACCCGCUCCUCCACCGCCGCCCGAGUACCCUGUCGAACCGCGGCCUUUUACCUCCACUUCUUGCAUUCUUCCCAAUUGCAUUGUCCCCGCCGUGUCGUGCUUCCACCCUAAGCGCAAGCGGAAGAAGAAGCAGGGUCACCAUGCCGGGCCCGAGUUUGUGUCGGAGCCAAUCGAUGUCCGAUCGAUGUCGUUUGUAGGGACCCACGAGUACCUCGCACCAGAGAUCGUCUCGGGAGAAGGCCACGGCAGUGCCGUGGAUUGGUGGACACUAGGGAUAUUCAUAUUCGAAUUGUUUUACGGUGUGACGCCAUUUAGAGGGUUAGACAACGAGCUAACCCUAGCUAACAUCGUGGCUCGAGCCCUCGAGUUCCCCAAGGAACCGACCGUCCCUGCCGCGGCCAAGGACCUCAUAUCGCAGCUCUUGGUCAAGGAUCCGGCGAGGCGUAUGGGGUCCACGAUGGGCGCGUCGCCAAUCAAGCACCAUCCGUUCUUCCAAGGCGUGAAUUGGGCUCUCUUGAGAUGUACAUCCCCGCCGUUUGUUCCUUCGCCGUUUAACCGCGAUGCAGUAUCGGACGAUAGUUGCCCGGACACCCCUGUGGAAUAUUACUAGUGUUGAUAGAGAAAUUUAGAAAAAAAAAACCAAAUAAUAAUACAACUGGAGGGGAUUUUGCUGAUUAGUACAAUUUUAUCCCUACGUUAGCAAGUUCAUUUUCAUUGGUUUGGCACAUCCGGAAGCAUCGAUUUGUUUGCAAGCCAAAAGUCCAAUGCAAUAGUACCAAACGUAUUGUUAUCACACAAGACCAAUUCCCGUAUUGGCUUGGCUUCAUUGGAUCCCGACAAUGUGCACGUAAUGAGUGGUGCCAACUAAAAAACGAUGAGCAAGCCGGUGGAAUGGUCGGAGGCCUUGGAGGGUUUGUCAAGGUGGGGUGGGUUUGGGGGGCAUGACCCCCACCCACGUGAAUUGUUUACUUCAUGGGUGGAACUUGUGGGACUUGUUUACUCUUAUUUAAACUUGUUUUCUCUUCA